UGAAAUCCGACAAAAAGAAAACAGGAUUGUUCCGCCGACGCUUCAUCGGGUGCAAAGUCCACCGUCGUGGCGGCUCUCUCGGCGAAUUCACCGGCCGGAGAUACCGUCUUCGCUUGAGGUCUUCCUUUUUUUUUCGCCUCUCUCUCGGGUUUAGUUUCUCUUGGUACGGUCGCUGAAGGCACGGCUUGACGAUGAUGUCUUCGCUCACUUCCGUCGAAUUGAAUUAUCUCGUUUUCCGAUAUCUUCAAGAGUCAGGUUUUACGCACUCUGCAUUUGCUUUAGGUUAUGAAGCAGGGAUAAAUAAGUGCAACAUUGAUGGGAAUAUGGUUCCACCCGGCGCCCUUAUCAGAUUUGUUCAGAAAGGAAUGCAGUACCUGGAGAUGGAAGCAAAUUUGAGCAAUAGCGAUGCUGAAAUGGAAGAGGAUUUCUCAUUCUUUCAACCCUUGGAUCUAAUCACAAAGGAUGUAAGUGAAUUGCAGCAAAUGCUGAGGGAAAGAAAGAGAAAAGAUAGAGAUAGGGACCGAGACAGAGAUAAAGAUAAGGGGAAAGAAAAAGAAAAAGAAAAAGAUAAAGAGGUUGAACGAGAACAUGAAGGAGACCGUAGCCGAGUAAAAGAGAAGGAUAGGCAUGAGAAGCAGAAGGAGCGAGAAAGGGAAAGGUCGACAAACUACGGGGAAAGAGAGAGGGAGAGGGAGAAGAUAGAGAGGGAAAGGGAGCGGGACAGAGAAAAGGAGAAGAUAGAGAGGGAAAGGGAGCGGGACAGAGAAAAGGAGAAGAUAGAGAGGGAAAGGGAGCGGGACAGGGAAAAAGAGAAGUUGGAGAGGGAGAAGGAGAAGGGACGAGAAAAGCAGGGUGAAGAUCCUAUGGAUAGGGAAAUGGCUAUAGACCAAAACGAUAAGGAAAAUGCUGGGGAUGCAGAGCAUGGAGCUUCUACAGGUGUAGAACCUAUGGAUGUUGUAAUGACCUCUACAUCUCAGACAUGUGACGUUCCUACUUCUGAUGUAAUGGUUUUGGCAGGGCAUGAUUCUGAGGUCUGUGCUUGCGCAUGGAGUCCAACGGCUUCACUUCUUGCAUCAGGGUCCGGCGAUGCUACAGCACGUAUCUGGACGAUUCCGGAAGGUACAUUCAGAUCUGGGUCGCAUAAUGGUCCUCUAAAUGUCCUGGUGUUGAAGCAUGUAAAAGGAAGGACAACCGAGAAGAGCAAGGAUGUGACAACUCUUGACUGGAAUGGAGAGGGGACUUUACUUGCCACUGGUUCAUGUGAUGGUCAAGCAAGGAUUUGGAAUACAAAUGGUGAGCUGAAAAGUACCUUAAGCAAGCACAAGGGCCCCAUUUUCUCCCUCAAGUGGAACAAGAAGGGCGAUUAUCUCCUAACUGGAAGUGUUGACAAAACUGCCAUUGUAUGGGACGUAAAGGCAGAGGAGUGGAAACAACAGUUUGAGUUUCAUACCGGCCCAACACUUGAUGUUGAUUGGCGCAACAAUGUAUCAUUUGCAACAAGUUCAACAGACAGUAUGAUCUAUGUAUGCAAGAUUGGAGAAACCCGGCCUGUCAAAACCUUUGCUGGGCAUCAGGGCGAGGUUAAUUGCGUAAAAUGGGAUCCAACCGGUUCGUUGCUGGCCUCGUGCUCAGAUGAUAUUACUGCCAAGAUAUGGAGUAUAAAACAGGACACCUUUGUUCAUGACCUGAGAGAGCAUUCCAAGGAGAUUUAUACUAUAAGAUGGAGCCCGACUGGACCUGGAACUAACAAUCCAAACCAGCAGCUAAUUCUUGCGAGCGCAUCAUUUGACUCGACUGUGAAGCUAUGGGACGUGGAACUUGGGAAGAUGCUUUGCAGCUUGAAUGGACACAAGGAACCGGUGUAUUCAAUAGCAUUCAGUCCGGACGGGGAGUACAUAGCUAGCGGGUCACUGGACAAGUCGAUGCACGUUUGGUCCUUAAAGGAUGGGAAGAUCGUCAAGACUUACACAGGCGAAGGCGGCAUUUUCGAGGUUUGCUGGAACUCCGACGGCUCCAAGAUCGCCGCCUGUUUCGCCGACAACACCGUCUGCGUCCUCGACUUCCGUAUGUAGCCAACACCCAAAAAAAAGGUUCUAUAUAUUAUAUUUAUUGUCACCAUUCUAUGUUUUUAGGGGCUCUUAGUUAGAACUCUGUGUAAGUUUCUUCUCUCUUAUCAUCUCUCGUCCCCAAACUGUUGCAAUCAGACACAACAGGUCCCUCCCUGCUUCGGACAGAAAAUAUUGUUGGACACUAUGUACUGAAGUUUCUUACCGUGAUCCACAACCACGGUAAGAACCCUAGUUUGGGUAAAGAGCGUUAUCAAAAAAAAAAAAAAAGUGUCUUACGAUGAUGACGUAAUCCAUGACGUGAUAGGAUUGUGGGCAUUGAAUGUUUUGCCAAGGAAAAACAAGUGUGUUUAUCCUGUCC
This is a messenger RNA of Tarenaya hassleriana, 2427 nucleotides long. Its product is annotated as F-box-like/WD repeat-containing protein TBL1XR1. The coding region runs from base 192 to 2072 and encodes 626 amino acids. The transcript has 15 exons. Gene Ontology annotation, molecular function: transcription corepressor activity; protein binding. Gene Ontology annotation, biological process: regulation of transcription by RNA polymerase II. The record is from RefSeq and is a predicted model, not a curated record. NCBI's taxonomy places the organism in Eukaryota, Viridiplantae, Streptophyta, Magnoliopsida, Brassicales, Cleomaceae. Gene Ontology annotation, cellular component: histone deacetylase complex.